UCUCUCUCUCUCUCUCUCUCUCUCUCUCUCUCCCAGCUUUAGUCUGUUAGUGACUCAUAAGACUUACCUCAGAGUCUGGGUUGUCUCUCUCUCUCUCUAUCUCUAUCUCUCUAUCUCUCUUUCUCUCUCUCUUCCCAUUCCCGUUCCUGCUCCUAGAGAGUGAGUGAGUGUGGCGGUGGAUAUGGAGAAGCUGGAAGUUUUCCGGACUAGGUCAGCCACCACCAACUUGGACGCGGAGUCGAAGCGUAGCGCGGCGGCGGCGUUGACUGCGGCCCAUUUCCGGUCUCCAUGGCAACAGAGUGUUAAUGUGUUUGGCUCGUGGAGCAGGCCGGACUGUGUUCAGGAGCUCCACCAGGAGGCUCAGCUCAACCUGCAGAGUCUGCUGCAAGACUUUGAAGAGCAGCUGUAUGACACCAAGCUAACAGGCCAGACGUUCCGCCACCCCACAGUGUCCUCCCAGAGUUCUGACGAUACAUCCACCACCCUGUGUUGCUCCCCUAUCUCCCUCAACAACAAGAGACCUGAAUUCAUCUUCCUGCCGGCGUCUAAGGGGCAGGUGUGUGAGGAGGAUGAGACCUCUUCAGUAGGAAUCAAUAGGGGUGUAGACCCGUCCCCCUCUCCAUCACCCUGUGGGUCAGAUCGCCCUCUGGUGGGGUGGAGUAGUACCUCUCUAGGACCCCCCGUGGCCGAAAAACCCCGCUGGCACCUGGGACGACGGACACCCGCUCACCUGCUGCCCCUCGACGUCACAGUCCUGGGUGUAGACCUCCUCCAGGGCUCCUGUUCCCCCUCUCUGUCCCUGGGCUGCGGCGUCACCGGUCAGCCCCGGUCUCUGGAGCCCGUCUCAGACACCCCUGUCCAGCACCUUCCUCUGAGGAAGACCCACAGUGACCUGGACCCUAGCCUCAGCCUGCCCCAGUCCCCCCAGACCCCCCCUCCUAGCCUGGGCACCAUGGAGCACACUGCUGCCCUCCUCUGCUCCAACUCCCCCUCUCAGUCAUGGAACGGCCCUAAAGGCUCUACCUUCUCUCCUGGAGUCUGGAGUGAGGCCUAUAGUUAUAAUUUAGCCCCCAAUCCGCUAGGGAAGGGACCGGUGACCAUGCCCAAAACGGUGGGGAUGGUUGAGCGGGUAAGGGUGCAGGGUGAGGGGUUGAUGUGCCCCUCUCAGACCAGUUUGGAACUCUCCGGGAGCUCGGGGUCGCAGUCUCACUCUAGUUCGUUCACGUCGAUAUCGGAGCCGUCCGGUCACAGGCACCCGGGCACCAUCGUGAUGAUGAUGGGGAGGUGGAGUGAGACAGAGGGAGCGGCGGCUAGCCCCACGGGGGAACAGACGGGGUCAGAGACAGAGGGAGCGGCGGCUAGCCCCACGGGGGAACAGACGGGGUCAGAGACAGAGGGAGCGGCGGCUAGCCCCACGGGGGAACAGACGGGGUCAGAGACAGAGGGAGCGGCGGCUAGCGCCCACGGGGAACAGACGGGGUCAGAGACAGAGGGAGUGGCGGCUAGCCCCACGGGGGAACAGACGGGGUCAGAGACAGAGGGAGUGGCGGCUAGCCCCACGGGGGAACAGACGGGGUCAGAGACAGAGGGAGCGGCGGCUAGCCCCACGGGGGAACAGACGGGGUCAGACACAGAGGGAGUGGCGGCUAGCCCCACGGGGGAACAGACGGGGUCAGAGACAGAGGGAGUGGCGGCUAGCCCCACGGGGGAACAGACGGGUCAGAGACAGAGGGAGUGGCGGCUAGUUCCACGGGGAACAGACGGGGUCAGAGACAGAGGGAGUGGCGGCUAG
Molecule: messenger RNA, 1792 nt
Organism: Coregonus clupeaformis (lake whitefish)
Lineage: Eukaryota; Metazoa; Chordata; Actinopteri; Salmoniformes; Salmonidae
Exons: 5
Coding region: 182-1792 (536 amino acids)
Biological process (GO): cell differentiation
Source: RefSeq, a predicted model, not a curated record